ACUACACAAACCUGAAAGCGUUGUUGCUGAUCUAACGAGAGGAAUCAUCCACACGAGGUUUUUUUUCUCUGGACAAUCUCCGAUGAGAACCCUACUUCUGUCGAAUUCCACUGUAUAUUUAACGAGGAAAUUAUCAUCGUCUAUUUGCCUUUUCCAUUUUCCAUCUCUUUCUCGGGAAACCAAAAAACUCCUAUACAUUCCCAGCCGAAAAUGCCUCCAGAAUAUCAACAUCCUAAAAUUCUCUUCGUUCAAGACGUCUUCGACUUCUGAACCAGCAAUAUACGGUGGGUGGGACGAGUUGAGGCCAAUUGGUGAGUCCGUCCAAUCCGGUGAGUCAACUCAGCUGCGUAAUUUUCUGGUUUCGAUUGGGAUUGAUGACAGAAAGCAUGUUUUUAUGUUUCUUUUCGGGUUUGUUUGUGCUUUAGCCAUUUCCAGAGUUAGAGUUAAGUCAAUUGUGGUUUUCCCAGCUUUUGUUUUGGUUUUCGCUAUCGGAUUAUCGUUUGGGUUUGCUCGUAGUGGAACCUUCAGCGAGCUUAGUGUUAGCAAGAGAAGGUCUAGAGAGGAGAUAUUCAGGGUUUAUAGUGACAAAUUGAGGGAUGUGGUGGAAUUUUUUGAUGGAAUUGAGGUUAAACUCAGUAAUUUAAAGAAUCAUAUACAAAAAGGUAUUGCUUUGAAUAAGAUUACAGCUGAUGAUUUGAAAAAUUAUGCUAAUGUAACUGAAUCAUUGAGACUAUCAUGUUUGGAUGCUAGAAAUAUUGUUGAGAGUGCUAUUGAUGGUAUGAGAAACUCUAAUGGUGUUUUAGAUGAGAAUCAGAAGUCAAGUAGGAAAAGGAAAGAGCUUGGUGAUGAUGGGUUCAGAUCAUUACCAUUUUUUCAAUGGUUGUUUGGAGAGGGUUUGGUUACUUCAAAAUCUAAUAAAUUGAAAGAUAAUAACAAACAUGGGAAGGAGGCAAGUUUGGCGAAUAAUCAAACUCAUGGAAAUUAUGCAACUCCUGCAGUUGAAGAAAGGAGUUUGAAUUUGAUUGAAAACAAUAGAGAAAAUGAGAAUUUCGAUUCUUUUCAGGGCCCAUCAAAUGGGCGUUCUUUUAAUUGGGGUAGAGACAGAAGAAUUAAGAUGGCUCUGGAAAAUGAAAAAAUUAAUGAAGGGGAGAUACAUGCAAGUGUUAAAAGAUACAUUGACCGUAAAGAGUAUAGUUCCCAGCAUAAAGAAUUGCAAUUCAUGAGUAAUAGUACUGUUCAUUUGAGGAUGGAUCAAAAUAAUCCAAAUGAGAAGCGGGUAUCCUGUGAUUCUUCGGAUUUUAAUGUCAGCUUGAGUCAUAUGGAAAAAGAAGCUGCCUUUGUGCAAGAGCAGAUCCUCAAGGAAUCCAGCAGAUCUUAUAGCUCCUCACUCGGACAGGAUAAUGGCGAGAAUGAGACUUACACUUCUCGAUUCAGAGAAACCAUAAAUUUUAAAGACAAUUCUGAUCUCGAUGAUCAUAAUUCUACACAUGAGAAUGAGGAUGGGUUGUCAUCUUCAAUGGUUUCAGAUGAUGUGGCAUUUGAUAGGUGUUUAGCUGAAGCUAAUGACCUUCUUAGCCAAGCCAAGGAGUGUAUAAGAGCUAAACACGAUGAAGAGCAUGCAGAGAUCAUGUUAUACAAGUCUGCCAAGUUACUCUCCAAAGCCAUAAUUAUGAAGCCCAAGAGUUUACUGGCUGUGGGCCAAUUAGGCAACACUUAUCUUCUUCAUGGAGAGCUAAAAUUGAAAAUUAGUCGUGAAUUGAGAGCUCUUCUUUGUAGAAGGGAUCCCUUACCAUCUGAGAGGCAAGGUAAGACACUCAAGGGUGUUGAUGACAAGCUGGCGAGUAAAGGCAGACUUGCAUCUGUCCUUGUCAAUGUAUGUGAAGAGUGUGAAGAACUUCUUGUGGAGGCAGGGAGGAAAUACAGGCUAGCUUUAUCUAUUGAUGGGAAUGAUGUGAGAGCGUUAUAUAAUUGGGGCCUUGCUCUCUCCUUCCGUGCACAGUUGAUUGCAGAUAUUGGACCAUUUCAGGAAGCAGCUUUUGAUGCAGACAAAAUCUUCUUGGCUGCAAUUGAUAAAUUUGAUACCAUGAUGUCCAGAGGCAAUGUUUAUGCACCAGAAGCUUUGUUCAGAUGGGGUAUGGCAUUGCAACAAAGAUCUCGUUUACGGCCAAUUACUAGUAAAGAGAGGGUGAAGUUGCUGCAACAGGCACAGAGACUAUAUGAAGAUGCACUUCAAGAGGACUCCAAUAAUUUCCAAGUAAAAGAAGCAUUAUCAUAUUGUAUAUCUGAGAUUAAUUUUAGGCGUUUGUGAUUCCAAUUUAAUGAAGUUCUCUCUGGGAUAGGCCAUGUUAUCUCUUUUGUUCUCCUCCUGUCUGGCGUUGGCGUAGUUUUAUUUCUGCCUUUGUUCAGUAGCAGCUUUUUGUACGUGCAAAGAAUAAUAUCAUGGGAUAUUUUGUAUCAAAUAAAAAUAUGAAACAGACAAUUAUUUUGUCCACUAGAACCACCUCAACCUUCUCUUUGUGUUGAUUCAAGUUGAAGUGGAGUCUUGAGUUUUAUUUAUGAACAUAAAA
Molecule: messenger RNA, 2567 nt
Organism: Tripterygium wilfordii
Lineage: Eukaryota; Viridiplantae; Streptophyta; Magnoliopsida; Celastrales; Celastraceae
Exons: 3
Coding region: 83-2308 (741 amino acids)
Molecular function (GO): protein binding
Source: RefSeq, a predicted model, not a curated record